This is a messenger RNA of Aspergillus versicolor CBS 583.65, 2558 nucleotides long. RefSeq lists its product as uncharacterized. The record is from RefSeq and is a predicted model, not a curated record. The coding region runs from base 167 to 2275 and encodes 702 amino acids. The transcript is spliced from 3 exons. NCBI's taxonomy places the organism in Eukaryota, Fungi, Ascomycota, Eurotiomycetes, Eurotiales, Aspergillaceae. Gene Ontology annotation, molecular function: GTP binding; GTPase activity.
ACAAAAGAGGCCAGCGUGGCCACCAUUAAUACGAUCGACAUGGCCCCAAUCAAGAAGAUCGCAGAAGAUCGCAGCAGCUUGACUGCCUGUCAGGCACCACCAUUCACGACCUUAAAUAACGCUCGACAUGAGCAAUAAAAGGAGUAUCGCACAGUAGGCAAACAUCAUGGAAAAACUCUCCUCCUGGCUCCUAGGCAAGAAGUCGUACAAAAUCCUCGUCCUGGGAGAAGAUGGAUGCGGCAAGACGACCUUCAUCGACAGACUGAAAUUCAACCGUGUCCGGAGCCAGCCGAGACUCACGCCCGGAUUUUAUGUCGAGACAGUGCAGUAUCCCAUGAACUCAAGCUGGCAGUUAUGGGAGCUGAAAACAACGCUCAAACAUAUGCCGGUCCUGCGGCAGCAUCUCUCACCCAGUACGCUGGUUCUCUGGCUACAUGAUUGCGAGAGUGGCAUAGAUCCCCCAGAGGAGUUCCCAUCGCUGCUCCACGAGAUGGUGGGAGCUGACUGUCGGAAUAUCUGGGUCGGCUUGAACAAGCAGGAUGCAUCGAAAGUUGGAAAGGAGACAAUUAGCUAUAUCAGACAGGCAUACCAAGAGGAGCUUUCAUUAUUUGGUGAUAAACUACCCAAGAGAAUCCUCCGACAGCGGCUGUGUCCGAAGACAGGAAACGACGACACAUUCGAAGUCCUGGAGGAGAUCUAUACCACCGUGAUGAACAUCAGCCUGAAACAAGCCAAACAGGUUGAUCCAGGGCCUGAGCGAAGGCAGCUUGAGUCCAUAGAACAAUCCAUGGAACAGACACCCGAGGGUCAGAAGUCUCUACUGGAAACAGCCAUCACCAACGACACUUGGGACGCCGAUGCCUUCUGGGAGUUAUUCAUCAAGGCAGACCUACCCGUCUGGGGCCACUACUAUUAUCUAAAAGCAGCAUACUAUCUCAUCCUUUCGUCAGAGAAGAACGCCUUCCAGCAAGCAGCAGAUUACAAGCUCCAUCUGCAGCGAUUACAGGAAAACUGCCCAGACCUCUUCGAGAGGGAAGGUCUCCCCAAAAGCCCCAUCGACAGGCCCUUCAACACAAGCGUCACCACCUUCUGGAUCCUGAAACUGCAGAUCGCAAUUCGCGACUACCGGGUGCAUACCAUGGCCUCGGAUCUUCCAAGCCCAUCUGACUUCUGUCAUGUCCUGCGCCAUUCUCCCUCGCUGAUGAACAGUUACCCCUGGGACGAAUGGUACUCCAGUCCGCCUGCCUUCACAUGCGCAAAGGAUAUCUGGUUUCCACCAAAUCUGAAAGUGUUGCCCACGGAUACGCACUAUCGCAGCGAUCCCGCAGUUUUGCCGGUUAGUGAUAAAUCUCCGGAAAGACUGUUAAGGUAUGUAUUCGCUGUGCUGCGGUAUAUCCAGCGGACGGCCGUGCAGCGAGAGGAAACGAUCACCCUGGCAUUGGGGGCAUUCAAACAAGUAACGAUGGGCUUGAGAACGCAUUAUCCCUCACUUCUUCCAUACUCCGAGACACAGGCCCGUUUCUGGAUACAGAUGGUUGACGCAGCGCUGCGAGGGUUAGAAGAUGAAAAAGGAACGGACCUCGCUUUUGAAGAGUUCCAGGAUAUGUUCGAUCUGAAACUUGCGUGCUGGGAGAAACAUUAUUCGAAAAUGGUCUGGGAUGGCGUCAGCGCGCGUUGGAGCUUUGUUCCGCCUGAUCUUGAACCCCUGCCAGAUGUUAUUUCGCCCGCUAGUUUUGGACAGGAGAUUGUUUCUGAGAAGUCAAGUAUCUCAUUCAGUUCCAAUUUGCCGUACACAGAAGAACUCUCGUUCUAUGCCGCGAUGGUGAUCAAACAGACCGAGAACUCUAACCCGGGCCUUCCAAUAACCAACCACGCCGACUUGUUGUCCUACCUCUACACAGCCCUGGCAGACAAACAGAGUGCAGGUCAAAGAGUAGAAUUGCAGCCGCUUAGCAUCGGGAAAAAAGCGCAAUCUGCAUUCGAAGAACUCUCCUGCCCGCUAGUUGCUGCAGCCACGCACAGAAACUUCUGGAUUCAGCAAGUGGCAGCCGCAGUGUUGCAUGCAGAGAGGGAGGGGCUGUCGGCAUUCUCAGACUUUAUCACGAGCAACCUGCGCCUUGCCUGGGCGGGCCUGCCAGGAGUAUAUUACAGUGCAAGGGUCUGGACCGGCGGGGCCGCAGGGGGGAAGAAUGAGAUCGUGCCAGGUGAUAGACGGAGAGUGCCGAGGAUUGUCGACCUGGACCUGACAGAAGACGAGGACUGGGUGCAUUGUUGAUCAGUAUCCCCUGGCAGACAAAUAAUUGUUAGCACGAUGAUAACAUUCUCCCCCACGAUUGUUCGUCGCCCCCUCUUCUUGGCUGUAACCUUACAAAGGGGGACCGGCACACGCGAUCUGGCGCUUGGAUUGGCACUGCAGCUCUUUGUGCAGUUCUUAUCGAUGAUUUAUCUUCUGCCCGCUUGCUUGGCUGCUCCAGCCUGCUUAAUUGGCACUGCCAAGUUGCUUGGCCCAGGCACGCGAUGUAACUCGACGCGGAUUAGACAAUCCAGCGAUGAUCGAU